GUUGCGAAAUCGACAAAAGCACCUCCCGUCAAGAAACGAACUUCUCCUUCAAACAAGUUUCUAGAGGCCCUGGAUCAAAUUGAAAGAGCCGUGUAUGAGGCUCAGGCUGCCGGAUCUCGAUACCACUACAGUACUCGUCGUCUAAAAAAUAUCAAGGCAAACAUCAAACUAGCGACGCAGAAACGGAACUAUUUGUUCGCCCGUCAGUCUCUUGGCCUUGGUAUAUAUUCAGCGAUGCAGCUGGCAAAAAAAAUUGGAAGAAAGAGACGAACUGCAACCAGCAAUGCUGUGAAAACGUUUAUGGAUUCGAUCAAAAAGGAGCUUGGUCCUUCUAUGUUUGACACCUUCAUGAGUGUAAAUGGCGAUGUCACCCUUAUGUUUGCAAUUGAUGACACUGGAAGUAUGAGGGAAGAAAUACAGGCAGCCAAAGAUAUCGCAAAGUCCAUUGUUCAUCAUGAUAGGGAUGAGACCGUUGACUAUAUUUUAUCGCCUUUUAAUGAUCCAGGUAAGCGAAUAAGGAUUUGCAACGUCGUUAAAUACGUUAGUGUUCACCCUUGGGCGAAACAAGCGUGCCGCAAAAUAGGCUUAGAAGGGCUCGAAGAGGGAGUUCUUGUAAUAUUUUAAUACUAAACGCUUGAAAAACAGCCUGUGAUGAGCUCAACAAGACGAUGUAAAUACAAUGUAAUAUACAGUAUGCUAUCCAUCCCUCCAGGUAAUUCUAGGCACAUCUCUCUUGCACUAAAACCUGAAAUGGAUUACGUUUUGAUACUUUGAGAUUGAAUAUUAUUGAAGAAAUGUACAUGUGCAAGAAAAAGGCAAAAGUCUUGGUGAUUGCUUCUGGAGCUGUGAACGAGUAUCGUUUAAGUUUUACGAAAGAAGUGUCGCCUGGCAACUCAGAGGCGGUUGUCAUUAAAUAUAUAUACGACCGGAUUUUCCUAAUCUAACUCUUCUAGAAGGUGUAUGAUUUAACCAACGUUUUGUUUUAGGAACGGGACCAGUUACAUACAGGAGCCCUGGCCAAAAAGAAGAGUUUGUCACUGACAUAGACAAGCUUCACCACCAUGCAGGUGGAGACUGCCCAGAGCUGACAUUCAAAGGAAUUCUAGACGCGAUGGCUGAAAGUCCAAAUUAUGGCUCACCGCUGUACGUCUUCACAGACGCCACUGCUAAGGACUAUACGAAAGAAAAUCUUGAAGAAGUACUUUCGGUUGCUGAAGAAAAUGGCAUAACUAUAAACUUUUUUACCACUGGUCUGUGUGGCCGCUCUUCUUAUGAGCCAUUCGAAGAAAUGGCAAAAGAAACGUGUGGUCAACUGUUGAAACUUCCGAAUGCUAAAGAGCUGAGGAAGCUGUCUGGUGUAACUGCUGGGGCACUGGCAGGAGCAACAUGUCUGGAAAAAUGGGAAAACUGGAAGUACAAGCGGAAAGAAGAAGAGGAGUCUGUCAAGAUACACAUACACAAUUCCUAUUGA
Porites lobata is the source of this 1471-nucleotide messenger RNA. NCBI's taxonomy places the organism in Eukaryota, Metazoa, Cnidaria, Anthozoa, Scleractinia, Poritidae. The record is from the annotation of a GenBank genome assembly.